This is a messenger RNA of Clunio marinus, 384 nucleotides long. The record is from the annotation of a GenBank genome assembly. Lineage: Eukaryota; Metazoa; Arthropoda; Insecta; Diptera; Chironomidae.
AUGAUUUCAAUUUUAAAGAGAACCAGCUGGCAGAAGAGUUUUAAAAAUCUUGAAGGGACAAGUCCUCGAAAUUCUAUUCCUGUUUGGUGCAAAAAACGUACACAGAACAUUUGCUUCCGAAAAGGAAAAAAGGAACAACAACACAAGGAUCUCGACGCAUCACCAACCGAAGCAACACACAAACGAAUGUUUAUUGCACACUCGUCGCUUGGCAUCGUCAUCGAGAAUGGACAAAGGCUGAAGCAGACGAAUGCUGUUCAUGCAAAGACGACUCGUCUUCGAUGGAUUCAAGAAAAAAAAAACGCUGAUUCGACCCUGAAAUGCAACUUCUUUAAAACUGGGUCAGUUUCGUCGUUUGAAAUUUUUGUAUGGAUAAAUAUGUAG